UUGUGGCCCUGCAAAGACAACGCCAUCACACUCAUCAGCUACAGCGAGGGAGUGGGGCAUCACGAAGAUAGCGCUGGAUUUCUGCAAGCUAUUUGGCCAUUAUUUUCACAAAAACUAUAAGCGUCUGUCUCAUCUACAACUGCAAUGGAAUACAUUCGUCCGGUUAAUUAAACACCUUCGAAUCGGGCCUGUUUUUUGUUGUUGUUGCGCUGCACAAAGCAAUGUGGAGUAAAUAAAUAUCCUGAUACGCUGAAACCAGAGAAUAUAGAUGAUGGGCUGUGUGCAAUGCAAGGAUAAAGAAGCAACGAAACUCACGGACGACCGAGACACCAGCAUCUCCCAGAGUGCCGCGGGCUACCGCUAUGGCGCCGACCCCACGCCACAGCACCAGCACUACCCCAGCUUCGGGGUCACCGCCAUCCCAAACUUCAACAACUUCCAGGCCCCCGUUGGCCAGGGGAUAACGGUUUUCGGGGGGGUCCACACCUCCUCCCACACAGGGACCCUCCGCACCCGUGGCGGAACAGGAGUCACCCUCUUCGUGGCACUUUACGACUACGAGGCCCGAACAGAGGACGACCUCAGCUUCAGGAAAGGGGAGAAGUUUCAGAUCAUCAACAGCACUGAAGGGGACUGGUGGGAUGCUCGUUCCCUCACCACCGGUGGAAAUGGCUACAUUCCCAGUAAUUACGUGGCUCCAGUGGACUCCAUCCAGGCUGAGGACUGGUACUUUGGGAAACUGGGCCGGAAGGAUGCAGAGAGGCAACUUCUGUUCACUGGCAAUCCCCGCGGCACCUAUCUCAUCAGGGAGAGUGAAACCACUAAAGGUGCCUUCUCCCUGUCCAUACGAGACUGGGAUGACGUAAAGGGGGACCACGUGAAGCAUUAUAAGAUCCGUAAGCUGGACAGCGGCGGUUACUACAUCACCACCAGGGCUCAGUUUGAGACCCUGCAGCAGCUGGUACAGCACUACUCAG
This is a messenger RNA of Salvelinus sp. IW2-2015, 977 nucleotides long. Its product is annotated as tyrosine-protein kinase Fyn. Gene Ontology annotation, cellular component: plasma membrane; nucleoplasm; cytoplasm. Gene Ontology annotation, molecular function: epidermal growth factor receptor binding; phosphotyrosine residue binding. The record is from RefSeq and is a predicted model, not a curated record. Lineage: Eukaryota; Metazoa; Chordata; Actinopteri; Salmoniformes; Salmonidae. Gene Ontology annotation, biological process: signal transduction; regulation of MAPK cascade.